Messenger RNA from Harmonia axyridis, 761 nucleotides. RefSeq lists its product as uncharacterized. The record is from RefSeq and is a predicted model, not a curated record. Bases 58 to 750 code for a protein of 230 amino acids. The transcript has a single exon. NCBI's taxonomy places the organism in Eukaryota, Metazoa, Arthropoda, Insecta, Coleoptera, Coccinellidae.
GUUUUGAAAGAUUGUUUACAUUCAUCUAGUAAAGUUGAAAUAGAUAUCGAACAUAUUAUGGCUAAUACCAGAAAUAAGCCAGAUCUGCAAUGUAUUGUGAAAGACACAAUUAAUGAAUUGUUUUCAAAUAAAGAAUUCGUAGACAGAAUAACUAAGUCGAUAACAAUGAAGGUGGAGCAAAAACUGGAACAGAUGGAGAAAAAAAUAACAACAUUGAAUGAAAUAUUGAAAUCUCAGGAGCGUUUUAUUGUGGAUUUGCAACAGGUUGAAAAAGAUAAUUCUGAAAAAAUUAAGAAAAUGGAAAUAUUCAAUGAUCGUUUACAACAAGAUCGAAGAAGAAAUAAUAUUUGUAUACACGGAGUCUCUGAAGAAUUUGAUGACUUGAAAAAUGGUGUUAUUCAAUUGAUCAAGUCCAACCUACAGAUUGAUUUGACUGCUGAGGAAAUGUUAUCGUGUUUCAGAGUUGGAAUAUCAUCCGGGGUCAACUCGAAACCAAAAACUACAAUCAUUAAAUUUGCGAAAAAUGAUAUGAAAAUAAAACUUAUGAAAAACAGUUACAAGCUGAAGGGAUCGAAGAUGUUCAUUACAGAAGAUCUAACCAUGUAUAGAAGAAAAUUACUUAUGGAAGCAAAGGAAAUGUUGGGAUUCAAGAACGUCUGGACUUCAAAUGGUAGUGUUUUUACCAAACUCAAGGGAAAAUAUAUAAGUAUAAAUGCAUCUACUGAUAUUGCGAUUUUGUUACAAGGGUGAUAUGUUUCAUA